AUGUAUUCAUCUGUAUCGACACUUGAUCGAGAUGUUGCGCGAGCAUUUCUACAUGCUCCAUCGAAUUCGAUUUCCCAUGCGCCGAUGUUGAUGCAAAAGAAAUCGAACCGAAACACACCACAAUCACCUUCAUUUGUCUAUACAAAUGAGCGUUUCUCUGAGAAUUUCUUACCAUCGCCACAUUCGAAUGCGCAGCUUGGUUAUCCAACGAAUCAAAAUCUCGUUCCCAUGUAUUACGAUGUAAUCAUUGAUACUGUAACUGAUUAUGAUAUUUUCUAUCCCAUUGCAAAGCAAACAGAAAAACAUUAUUAUGAUUCGAAAAAUGAACAACAAACAAUCACCAAUGAAGUAUACAAUCAUCCGAACCAUCGUGUUCAAAGACUCGACGAGCUUGCCGUUUCAAUCGAUUUACCGCAUGAUUACACUUCAACGUCACAAUGGCCGAAUCAUUCCAUGCAAAAUCAUGAAUAUCGACAUACAAUCCAACCUGAGAGUCCAAGACAGCCUCUUACUCCUUCAGAUCAAUAUUAUUUCUAUUCAGAUAAUGACCAAUCACCUGUGCGUUAUUUAACUACGCCCUUCUUUUGGUUUCGUCCGGUCGUUGAUCAGAACUAUGCGAUUUGUAUUCCGACAAAUCAGCCGAGCCUACAUGCUUAUGUUACACCUUUAUUUCAACUUUCUUCCAGCACCGAAACAGUUCGACUUUAA
Messenger RNA from Adineta ricciae, 708 nucleotides. NCBI's taxonomy places the organism in Eukaryota, Metazoa, Rotifera, Eurotatoria, Adinetida, Adinetidae. The record is from the annotation of a GenBank genome assembly.